This is a messenger RNA of Colletotrichum navitas, 1140 nucleotides long. RefSeq lists its product as uncharacterized. Bases 1 to 1140 code for a protein of 379 amino acids. The record is from RefSeq and is a predicted model, not a curated record. Lineage: Eukaryota; Fungi; Ascomycota; Sordariomycetes; Glomerellales; Glomerellaceae. The transcript is spliced from 2 exons.
AUGUCAGCAGCAGCCAACCCCAACGCGCCCCUCGUGGGGGCAGCGCAGUCCGUCGAUCUGCGAACACUCGCAGUCAUCAUAUGGACUUGCUUCUCGGUUGCCACCCUGUUUGCUGCACUGAGACUCUCCGUGCGCUGGCGGCAGAACCGUCAUUUCCUCGCUGACGAUUACUGCAUCAUCUGCGCUUGGAUGUCCCUUGUCACCAUGACCAGCCUGCAGACGAGACAGCUCGACGCGCUUUACUACACCACAUAUCUGGACGCGGGACGGAUCCCAGUCACUGCCGAAACAGCUGCCAAGACGGAAGACCUGGCGCGCUGGCAGUUCCCCAUCAUCAAGCUGUUCUGUACCGUCCUCUGGUUCGUGAAGGCUAGCUUCAUGGCCGUCUUCUACCGACUGGUCAAGCCGUUCCCCGUCCGUCGGAGUCUGUGGUACUGCGUGGCCGUCUUUACCAUUCUGGCAUACAUCGGCUGCUGGGUGAUCAGCGCCUUGACGUGCAGCCGGCCAUUCGACUAUUUCAAAGCUGGGAAGUGCAACAACCCGCACGAGGUUUGGAUGAAGACCUUCCACGUCUUCUACGCCACCAGCGUCGAUGUUGUUUCCGACAUGAUGAUCAUGGCACUGCCGUUGACAAUCUUGCCCUCUCUGCAAAUAGACCGCAAGAAAAAGAUCGGGCUGGCUUUUGCUUUCAGUCUCGCCUCCAUCAUCAUCUGCGUCGCCAUCGUCCGCAUGAACCAAUCCAUCAAGGACCAAAAUGUCGACUACGUCGGUCUGGCCAUCUGGAGCGCCGUCGAGACGGCUACGGCCAUCGUCGUCGGCUCCUUGCUGCCUCUCAAGGCCUUCCUCACACGAGGGGUCACGAGUUACUACUCCUCUGCGAGCAAGAAAAACACGCAGAGGUACGGCAUACACCAAACCCAUCCCGGUGCUACGAGCACCUACGUACCCGAUAUGACGUCGCGGUCCGUCGCGGUAACGCAGUCAAUACCGUUGGACGAUCUGCACAGGAGUCGCCAGAUGAACGGCCGGAUUUACGUGCAAAGAACAUAUGAAACGCACGCCAGCCGCGACGACUCAUCCAGGGGGGACGAUGACGAGGUGGCCAUCAUCAAAAGCCAAGGAAAGGGCUGGGAGGCUUGA